AUGGAUGACUUAAAGCUAUACUCCUCAUCUGAGAAGGGUCUCCAUCAUGCGCUCUCAGUAGUUCACUCCUAUUCCACCGACAUCGGAAUGGAGUUUGGGAUAGACAAAUGUGCCUCCUUGGAGAUGAGGAUGGGCAGGGUAGUUGACAUGGGCAAAGACGUGGACCUGAUUGAUGGAACUGUCAUCCACCAUCUAAGUGCGGAAGAGACAUACACCAAACUUGAGCUCUCUUCUCGCAACAAGGUGACGGCCACCAACACCUUUGCAAUCCCUGUCCUCGUCUACACCUUUGGUGUCCUUCAUUGGACCAUGAAAGAACUGGAAGACGUGGAUCGCGCGACCAGGAAAACCAUGAAUUUGCAUCGUAGUCUCCAUCCUAAAUCUUCCGUUCAGCGUCUAUACCUUCCACGGGAUGAGGGUGGGAGAGGCCUGCUGGGAGUAAGGCAUCUGCACGAUCGGGUGACCAUCGGAACUGCUAUUCGGCUGCUUACAAAUGGAGACGACCCCCUCCUAAGCCUUGUGAUUACUCACGAGCGCGUAGGUGGGGGAUCCUUUCUCUUCCAGACUGCGGAACGAGUCUACCAUACUAGGAAUUUCUUGAACUCUUACCAGGCAUUGGAGAAGCACUGUCGAGUGGGUUCAGGAUAUUCAGGGAUCAAGGAUGUUUAUCAGGUGCCUCCCAUGCAUGAUGAUGUCCAACAGAGCUUCUUUCUUGCUGAAACCCUCAAGUACCUGUACCUGCUCUUCAGUGAUGACAGCCUCCUACCCCUAGAUGAAUGGGUAUUCAACACAGAGGCACAUCCAUUGCCCAUCAGGGGAAGGAAUCCCCACUAUUUCUCCAAAGAUCGUGAUCCUCGUCUCCCAAGCCUUGGGGAUCUCAGUCUCUCUGGAGGCUGAGAAACCUUUUCCCACUAGAUAAAUGGAGUUGAAGAGGCACGGGUGCAAUCACUGUGAUAUUCAGCUCUUUAUCUUCAAGUUGACAGGACUCCUAUUUGUCUCUCUUGAAUCAAUUCACUUCAUUAAUCAUUUGUAGGCAGGGAAAUGUAUGUAAUAUUGGGUUGAUGUCUUGAUUGUUCACUGCUUUCUUUCAAGUUUCUCAUUUCAAAUCAGGCCCCUUUUCAAAGACUGAUUCUCUUUUGAUGCUUGCAAUAAUUUUUAGUGCUGCAGGUAUGUCAGCAUUUCCCAUGACCAAUUCUAUAAUUGAUGGAUUGCACAAAACUUCUAUCCUCCAAUUUUGUCUCUUUGCAGUAUUUAUUUUCAGAUCAUUUCCAGUUUUGUUAUGUUGAGGACACCAGCUGGGCAGUUGAAAUCCCCCCCCCCCCCCCACUGUAUUGCCUUUUUGAUUGUUUUUGUUUUUUAGUACUUCAUGGAAAAACCAAGCUAGUUUUUUGACUUAACUACUUCAUUCUCCCCUCCCCCAUGGUGUGCAGCUGUGCCCCGUAGUAGUGCAAACGGAAGAUUCAAAAGUGUGCUUAUUUCCCUUUUUUUCAUUAUUCAAUCACAGUGGUGAAGUCACAUGCCAUUUGCUGAGAACAGAUCGAGAGUAGCCAAAAUCCUUAUGUGGAUUGUGCUUCCUUCUCAUGUACUCCUCCAAGGUGAAACAUUUGGCUUUCAGACAUUGUGAGGCCCUUCUGAAUAAUGAGAAAGGCUUUCAAACCCAGGGAAUAGCAUCAUUUGCUUGUAGGCCUUUUGUAUUGGCUAGUGAGAUACCUUGGAAAUUUAGUGCUGUCACCAUAAUGUAAGUACCUCUUUACAUCACUGUAACCUUGCACCUACCUGUUGUGAAGGAAUUUUCACUUUCAGAGUCUUGUGUGAUCUUUUGCAGAUGCACAGAAUAUCAUUUCUAGAAUGAUUUAUUUUGAACUUCCUUUGUAACAAGGGGUGACAGCUUGUUUUCUUUGUGCAAGCUCAUUUGAACCUUCUUGUGUAGUAGUUCAACACCAUCAGAAUACUUUUAUUUUUCCUUUCAUCCAUACCAGCAUUCAGAGGAAGUCUGGUUUGGCUGUUCCAUUUUUUUUAGGAGAAUGGGGAAGGGCAUGGGAUACUGUAAAUUCUUUUUGCUUUUUGCUUACUGAGAUAGGAAAUGCUUUUGCCUUUUGCGUAAUUGGUCUGAAAUCUGAGGCUUCAGGAAAUCAGUAAGUUCUAAUUAAUUGUUGAGUUAUGGUUUUGCUUCAAGAAGAAAAUUUCUGUAUCAAUUUGAAAAAUAGUGUUAGUAUCGAGGUUUUGCAUAUCCUUUCAAGGCCAUUCCAUGUUGCAAAUCAGAAGGGCUUUGCAUUCAGGUUUCCUCUUGCAUUUUUAAGUUCAUAUCUCAUCAUAAGUUAUGUUUUUGUAAUUGCUAUUUUCAUUCCCUGAGGUGAUAUCCCCUUUUGUUAGUUGACACAAAUGAACCCCUCACAAGAUCUUAUUCAUUUUUGGGAUCUUUUUCUUUCAAGGGUGAUACUGUGAUGCAUCAACUGACACAAA
This is a messenger RNA of Darwinula stevensoni, 2463 nucleotides long. The record is from the annotation of a GenBank genome assembly. Lineage: Eukaryota; Metazoa; Arthropoda; Ostracoda; Podocopida; Darwinulidae.